Rotaria sp. Silwood1 is the source of this 345-nucleotide messenger RNA. The record is from the annotation of a GenBank genome assembly. Lineage: Eukaryota; Metazoa; Rotifera; Eurotatoria; Philodinida; Philodinidae.
AUGUCUCUAUUCGAUAGUUCCAGUCAAGAUAAAUUUGUUCGUCUUCGUCCACUUGCAUAUCCUGAUACAAAUUUAGUAUUAAUAUGUUUUAGUAUUGACUGUCCGACAUCAAGUAUAAAUGUUAUUCAACAAUGGAAUCCAGAAAUACGUUAUUAUUGUGAUUCAUGCCCUGUCAUAUUAGUAGCUUAUGCACAAAAACUAGCUGUAGAAAUAAAAGCCGAUGCUUACAUGGAAUGCUCAGCAAAAACUCGUGAAGGUAUACGUGAUUUAUUAAUCCAUGCUGCUCGUUUAUCCCUUGCUGAUCAAUUUUGUCUUGAAUUAAGACGAAAAUGUUUUUUAUUUUGA